ACGUGGCUUGUGCCGGACCUCGAGGGGAAACUUGGUGCCAUAGAGAUCCUUAGAUCCUGCCUUUGCUCUUCAGUUGCUGCUGGAUACCGUGCAAAGAGCGUGGCCUCCAAGCACAUGGAUUUUGGAAUCGUUGCAGAGAAGGAGAACGUGCAGCUGCAGGAUAGGAAUGAGAGGCUGGGACAGCUCGGAGACCUGCCCGAGAGGAUGGGGAAGCUGGCUGGCUCCAAACCAGAUCUGUCAGCCAGAACAGGCUUCAGUGAAGAGGAAAAACUGAAGUUUUCCAAAGACCUCGUUGAUCUCCAGAUCGAGACAAACAAAAUGAAGGAGCAGUACGAGACGGAGAACUUUGAACUGAAAAACAUGAUCCUGGCUCUGGAGACCCGUGUGCUGGAGCUGGAGCUCUGCAGUGAGAAGGUCAGUGGGGAGCGAGAUGCCUUGCGGGAAGGCCUGCGUGCUCUGGAGACCAGCCGGAAGGAGCUGGCUGAUGAGUACAUCAUUCUGAAAAGCAAUUACCUGGCCCUAGGCAAAGAACUGGACCAGGAGGUCAUGAAGAAUGAAGAGCUCAGCCGAGAGCUGCUCAGCCUGGCCAAUGCCAACCGCUCCCCUGCCACAGCUGGUGAACCCUCUGCCGAGCUGGGAAGAGUGAGAGCAAUGGUGCACCCCCUCUCCGCUCAGAAGGUGAAGUUGCUUGGAAACCAGAAUCACAUAAAAGUGGAGCUUGCAAAACUGAAGAAAACCUAUGAUUUGCAGCAACAGAAGCUGGAAGAGAGAGUGAUGGCAAUGGGGAAGGAGCUGCAGGAGGCGAAAGGCACGACUGGGGACACCCAGCGCAAGCUGGCGGAGCAGUCAGCGGUGCUGCUCAGCUCCCAGAGUCAGCUCCAAGAUGUGGAGGCAGAAAACUCCCAGCUGCAGCUCCGGCUGAAGGAGCUGAACGAGGAAUAUCGCUCCCGGCUGGCACAGUACAUCAAGGAUGUGGCGGACUUCAUGGACAGCAAAGCCAGCAAUGUCAUGGGGCCUAGCAAAGCCCCAGCUGCUCAUGCUCCAAUGAAACGCUUUGUGGACAGCAUGCUGAAAGACAUCAGGGCUUCCUACAGGACUCGGGAGGAGCAGCUAGCCAGAGCGGCACGUGGCUACAAGAAACGCAUGAAGGACUUGGUCAAGAAGCAUGAGAACCUGCUCAUUGCUUAUGGGCUCCAGCGAGAGCAGAUCCGGUCCUUGGGCAGCACCGCUGCAGACUGUGGCCCUGCCGAGCUCCACUUUUCCAUCACAGACCCAGAGCUGCUGACAAACACCACCCAGGAGCUAAACCGGCUGCGGGAGGAUAAAGCAAAACUGGAAAUGCAGCUACAUGAGCUGCAGAAGAAAAGCCUGAAAGAAACCUCAGCCUUUUCACUGGCUUCUGAGCAGCCACUGGAUGAGGAGGGCUGGGCAGAGGUCAGGAAGCAGCUCCAGGAGUUCACACACACCACCCAGGAGGAUUUGGAGCAGGAGAGAAGCCAGCUGCUGACUCGGGCCAUUGUGGCAGAAGAGCAGGUGUCAGAGCUGCAGGAAUACGUAGACAAGCAUCUUGCAAGGUACAAGCAGGAGAUCCUCCAGCUGAGGAAGCCGCGUGUGCUCAGUGCUGGGGCAGCCGAUACCCACUCGCUGCCCAGAGCCAGGACUGUCAGACAUGAACCGUAGCUCUCCACCACGGCUCUGAGGAGCAGGAAGAGCAGGAUUCCAAAGGAAGGAGCUUUCUGUUUUGUGGACUGGCCAGGGCACGCAUCCUUCCCUUGCUGAGAGCUGGGAGGCACAGCAAGGGCAACCACGUGGGUGUUCUGGGUCUCAAAUUCACAGCACUAACAUGAGACAAGACAACUGUGUCUCAUCUAUCCUGACCCCUCAG
Strigops habroptila (Kakapo) is the source of this 1885-nucleotide messenger RNA. It is a transcript of the gene CCDC78, whose product is annotated as coiled-coil domain containing 78. Bases 115 to 1680 code for a protein of 521 amino acids. NCBI's taxonomy places the organism in Eukaryota, Metazoa, Chordata, Aves, Psittaciformes, Psittacidae. The record is from RefSeq and is a predicted model, not a curated record. Gene Ontology annotation, cellular component: cytoplasm. The transcript has 14 exons.